ACAUUGACAAUGACAUACGCGUUGGAGCUUCGUUUGACAUCGAAUUACAUACAAAUAGACAUUUUUUCAUCAAAAUAAGGCUUUAAUAAUUCCAUAUGUGUACAAAUAACCGUAAUAACACGAUACAGAAACCUUACAAAUUACUUCCAACGUAAUUUAAUAACCGAGUUGUAGUGCUAAUGUGUAUAGUAUUGUGUUGAAGAUGUCGAAAAUUAAGAAGUUGACGGGCUCAUUCCGCUAUACGCAAUGGGACCCCUGUCUUAUUGUGGCGCAGAUAGUGGCUAUGCAGUCCGUCCUGUACUGCUCGUUGUGUUUGAUCAUCGCUCUGAUGCAAGACAUGACAGGGUCCACCAGAACCCUUGAUCACAUCUUUGAAUAUCAUGAGAUACAUGUGCGGGACAAUGAAGGCCGGUCUGUUAUAUUUGCAUUUGUACUGAAUGCAAUUAUUGGAGCGUUCACACUCUGGACCAUAGUCGGCAGGACUAAGCUGUGCUUGGAUUUUAGCUGCACAUACCACGGCAUCCACCUGCUGGCGUGUUGGCUGUACAACGGUUCGUUCCCGACCACGUUCUCGUGGUGGGCGCUGAGCGUGUCGUGCGCCUGCAUCACGUGUGUCGCGGGAGAGUUCCUCUGUCUCCGGACCGAGCUGCAGGCCAUCCCGCUCACUAACAUUGGAGCUAAAGUCGACUUAUGAAACAUAAAAAUUCCUUUGAAUUUGAUCAUUGGACAAUCAUUAUAGUUAAAAUGCUGUUUAUUUAGGAAAAUUGUCAGCUGAAUACUGAAUUUUGACUUUGGAUUGUACAGAAUGUAUACUUUUUACGGAUGACCUCACACGGUCUUCGAGCAACUGUUACUUUUCAGUAUUUAAUAGUGAGCAACAAUUCUAAUUUCAUAUACUAUCUACAGUCUAUUUUAAUUGAAAAGCCCUUUAUAUUUUUGUUACCAUGGUCCUGAUUCCGUAUUUGCGUUUAAUUAGCUUAAUUGUAAAUAUAUUCCAAUUUAUUUGAACGAUGUCAUGAUGACAAGUUUCCGAAAAACGACGUAAUAUUAUUUAAUUAAUUCAGUUCAAUAAUAAAAUUCCACCUCUCAAACCACCAAUUAAUAAAAUAAAGAAAGUAAUUCUGUGUUGAAACCAAUAUAGAUUUACUUAAUUUAUUAAUCACAUUUAUUUUAAGUUGCUCCAAAUUGUUUUUAAUCAAGUGGCAUGAUUAAAGGAAGGUUGAAAGGAGUUAUUUCAAAUUUAAUUAAAAUGUGAAUAAAUAUAAAUAACACUAUAAUAUCUAAUAUUGUGAAAGAUAAAUGUAUAAUUAUGUAGUAAAAUACGUAGUAGUGAUGGCUGAACACCUACCGCCGCGGCAUGGUCUCACAGAGCCCAUAAGAUGCAAAUAUGAGAGUGAGUGAAGCGGUUUGUGUACACGACCUGUUGAACGCUGUGUGUAUGCCUUAUUGAUAUGAUCGAGUUGCGAUAUUUAUUUGUAGUAAGUGUAAAUAAAUGAUUUCUAAUUUAA
Molecule: messenger RNA, 1508 nt
Organism: Trichoplusia ni (cabbage looper)
Lineage: Eukaryota; Metazoa; Arthropoda; Insecta; Lepidoptera; Noctuidae
Gene: Sys1
Product: protein SYS1 homolog
Exons: 3
Coding region: 203-694 (163 amino acids)
Biological process (GO): Golgi to plasma membrane protein transport; Golgi to endosome transport; protein localization to Golgi apparatus
Cellular component (GO): Golgi membrane; trans-Golgi network
Source: RefSeq, a predicted model, not a curated record